Molecule: messenger RNA, 1157 nt
Organism: Phyllostomus hastatus (greater spear-nosed bat)
Lineage: Eukaryota; Metazoa; Chordata; Mammalia; Chiroptera; Phyllostomidae
Gene: STX10
Product: syntaxin 10
Exons: 8
Coding region: 95-844 (249 amino acids)
Biological process (GO): intracellular protein transport; Golgi vesicle transport; vesicle fusion
Cellular component (GO): synaptic vesicle membrane; SNARE complex; endomembrane system
Molecular function (GO): SNAP receptor activity; SNARE binding
Source: RefSeq, a predicted model, not a curated record
GCGAGGGUGGUGGCCUGUUCGCCACAGCUGGGAGGAAACCUGCUGGCAAGGCGGAGAGGGGAGGGGGCUUAGUCUCCGACGGGGGGGCGGUGACAUGUCUCUCGAAGACCCAUUUUUUGUAGUCCGAGGCGAGGUGCAAAAGGCGGUGAACUCAGCCCGAGGGCUGUACCAGCGCUGGUGCGAGCUCCUGCAAGAGGGCGCCGCAGUCGGACACGAGGAGCUGGACUGGACAACCAAUGAGCUUCGGAACGGCCUGCGCAGCAUCGAGUGGGACCUCGAGGACCUGGAGGAGACCAUAGGCAUAGUGGAAGCCAACCCGGGCAAGUUCAAGCUCCCAGCUGGGGACCUGCAGGAGAGAAAGGUGUUCGUGGAGCGGAUGCGGGAGGCAGUCCAGGAAAUGAAGGACCAUAUGGUCAGCCCAGCGGCGGUAGCCUUCAUGGAGAGACAUAAGAGAGAGAUGCUGACAGGCAAACUAGCCACCCAGAAGUCAUCCAGUGACCUGCUAGAUGCCAGCAUGGUCUCAGCCUCCUCUCGCUACAUUGAGGAGCAGCAGGCCACGCAGCAGCUGAUCAUGGACCAACAGGACCAACAGCUGGAAAUGGUGUCUGGGAGCAUCCAGGUUCUGAAACACAUGUCCAGUCGCGUUGGAGAGGAGCUGGAUGAGCAGGGCAUCAUGCUGGACACCUUUGCUCAUGAAAUGGACCACACCCAGUCACGAAUGGAUGGAGUCCUCAGGAAGAUGGCCAAAGUAUCCCACAUGACAAGUGACCGCCGACAGUGGUGUGCAAUUUUGGUGCUGUUGGGAGUGCUUCUCCUGGUUCUCAUCCUGCUCUUCUCUCUCUGACCCUGGGCCUCUCUGGGGGGUGCUGAUCCCUCAAGCUGCAGGAGCUGGUAGGGCCCUGCCCCCUGGAAGAAGGGGGUUGUACCUGGGGAGCUGUCCCAAGGCUCUCACCCAGAGCCAGUGGGACCCUUGGGGACCUGGGUUUGAGCCUCUGCCACUGGUCCUCUUCCAAGUGCGCUUAAGGGUUGGUGGAGGUAGGAGGACCUCAGAACACCUUGCCCCAUUUCUAUUUUCAGUGCCCCAAAGCCAUUUAUUUACUCAUGUGCCUUCAAUGUGUGCCAACUUGGAAAUAAAAUCCUAGCCUUUUUUACACAUA